Molecule: messenger RNA, 1083 nt
Organism: Sclerotinia sclerotiorum 1980 UF-70
Lineage: Eukaryota; Fungi; Ascomycota; Leotiomycetes; Helotiales; Sclerotiniaceae
Exons: 2
Coding region: 1-1083 (360 amino acids)
Source: RefSeq, a predicted model, not a curated record
AUGGAUAAUUUCACAGGUAGUGGUCCUGAAACCACGCACAUGUAUACAGAAUAUGUCACGCAACAUCACACCCCACGCCAGACUCUUUUUCUCUGUAUACUUUCAUACACUUUACACAUUCUUUUGCAAUGCUUGAACUAUAUUUGUACAUGGUCGACAGUAUGGAAACUCGCUUUCGUUGCUCUAGCGAUCGGAAAUCUCAAAAACUUGCCAUUGAUAUGGCAUUUACGUAUCGUCAACGCCUUCCGAUUUUGUCUUCGCUCACAGCGUCCAAAAGUCAAAUGUGGGCCAAACCAAAUUUUUCAGCCAAUAAUUACGGAGUCCCACGCUCCUUUAAUGGAAAUUGACUUCAAUCUUCAUAAAACCAACAGUUCUUAUUUUUCCGAUGUCGAUGUAGCUCGCACACACUUGUUCUGUACGCUAUUCUCGGAGGGAAUCGAGCAGAUGAGAGGUGGAACAGAAGCGAUUACAGGGUCGAAAGAGCCUACAUUUGGUAUUGCUUUGGGAGCAGUAAACUGCAACUUUAAAAAAGAACUCAAGCCAUACGAAUCAUAUGAGAUGUGGACAAGGGUCCUAUCAUGGGAUGAAAAAUGGAUAUGGCUUGUCACACAUUUUGUGCGAAAGGACUCUUCAAAACCGAAGUCAUACACCCUUUAUCCACAACAAAAAAUAGACAAUCGGGAGGAAAAGUGCAAGGACUUGGAUCCAAGAGCUGGAGUCGUGGCAUGCUCUCUUAGCAAAUGUGUUUUCAAACAAGGUCGCAAAACGAUCAGUCCCGAAUUCAUGUUGAGAGCUUCUGGUCUAUUGCCAGAUAACCUUCAGAAAGAAGACUUAGAUGUGCAAUCAGGCGGGGAUACAAAUUCAUUUGAUGCUGAAGAAUGGACACAUGCGAGGAUAGAAGAAGAGAGAUUAAGGGGAAAGAAGAUUGCAGACACUUUGUCUGCGGAAAGCCAGCAGGACCUGGAGCAAUCAUUUACAGGAGGAUCAGAAGCUCUGGGGAGACAUACUGAUGGUACGGGCAUAGUUGGUGUCGUCUCUACUCUUGCUCAACUGGCUGGUCUGAAGAGGGACCAAAUCCUGUAG